Molecule: messenger RNA, 495 nt
Organism: Trichoderma aggressivum f. europaeum
Lineage: Eukaryota; Fungi; Ascomycota; Sordariomycetes; Hypocreales; Hypocreaceae
Exons: 1
Coding region: 1-495 (164 amino acids)
Source: RefSeq, a predicted model, not a curated record
AUGGGAGUUGUGAGACAAGCGAGAGAGAGAGAGAGAGAGACGGAGGGAUGGGGAGGAACAAGGUUGGAGUACGGGAGGAUAACGACAGCGCCGAGCCCCCUUUCCAUGCCAUCAACGGGCAGGCAAAAGCAGGUAUCCGAAUACACAACACGAGACUGGCAACGGGACCAACGGGAUUCCCACGGAGCAGCAGCACUCGGGCAACAGCGCGGAACCCUGGCCACAUGGGAAGACGCAGCAGCAGACGAAAAGUGCAGCUCCAUCGCCGUGGCAGCGGCAAACAACGAGAGCAAGGCAGAAAACAAGGUGAGCCGUCGCGAAAUCAAAAAUCAAACACAACGCAAUACAACACAAAGCAGAGCAAAACGACGCAAUACAACGCAAAGCAAAGCAAAGCAAAGCAAAGACAACCCCGGUUCGGCGCAGGACUCGGCGGUCAUCAGCCUCGGAGCGGCCUCCAGCUCGUCACUCGACGUUUGUCUGCGGCCCCGCUGA